AUUGGAGACGGGGACGGCGGAGGUGCUCCUCGGAAUCACAACGAUGAGUUCCCCAAAUCCCUCGUUUUUGAUCAUCGUGGUGGUCCUCGUCUCCGUCUUGCCGGCGAAUUCAUCGCCGGAUUUUCUCCUCAGAGCUAGGGAACCGGAGUUCUAUGAGUGGAUGGUGGGCGUGCGGCGAACGAUCCAUGAAAACCCGGAGCUUGGCUACGAGGAGUUCAAGACCAGCGAGCUCAUCCGGAAGGAGCUUGAUGCCAUGGGAGUCUCGUAUAAGCACCCCGUUGCUGUUACGGGGGUUGUUGGCUUUGUUGGAACCGGGAAGCCGCCGUUUGUUGCUUUGAGGGCUGAUAUGGAUGCUCUGGCUAUGCAGGAGAGCGUGGAGUGGGAGCAUAAGAGUAAAGUUCCUGAUAAGAUGCAUGGCUGUGGUCAUGAUGGGCAUGUUGCAAUGCUGCUUGGUGCUGCUAAGAUCCUUCAGGAACAUCGCCAUGAAAUAAAGGGAACAAUCAUCCUUCUGUUUCAACCAGCCGAGGAGGGAGCUGGUGGGGCGAAGAGAAUGAUAGAAGCUGGAGCUGUGGACAAUGUCGAAGCCAUUUUUGGCUUUCACUUGGCUGCAGAUGGCACAGUUGGCACAGUGCAAUCCAGGCCUGGACCGAUUAUGGCUGGGAGUGGUUUCUUUGAGGCAACAAUUACUGGAAAAGGUGGCCAUGCGGCCAUCCCUCAACAUACAAUCGAUCCCAUUAUAGCUGCAUCCAAUGUCAUCGUAAGCUUGCAGCAUCUUGUUUCACGUGAAGCUGACCCCUUGGAUUCGCAGGUGGUAACAGUUGCAAGAUUUCAAGGCGGCAGUGCGUUUAAUGUCAUUCCAGAUUCUGUUAGCAUUGGUGGCACUUUCCGUGCCUUCUCAAAAGAGAGCUUCUUGCAGCUGAGACGGAGAAUAGAGGAGGUUAUAGUAGCUCAAGCGGCAGUUCAAAGAUGUAAUGCAACCGUGGAUUUCCUCAAAGAAAGACAGCCUUUCUUCCCUGUCACAGUAAAUAGCAAUGAUCUCCACGAACACUUCGAGAAGGUUGCAGGGGAAUUGCUUGGAUCCAGCAACAUCUUGGACAGGGUGCCACUGAUGGGAUCUGAAGACUUUGCUUUCUUCACAGAUGCCGUCCCGCAAACAUACUACUACUUUGUAGGGAUGCAGAAUCAUUCCCAUGCAACCUUAGCGCCUGCGCAUUCCCCGUAUUUUCAGAUCAAUGAAGAAGCACUUCCAUAUGGAGCAGCUCUUCAUGCAUCCCUGGCCUUUCAAUACCUCUCUGAAUCCCAUACUUCUUCUCCAGUUGGUGAGAAGAAAUUCCAUGAUGAACUGUAAUAAUUCUUUUUUCUUUUUCUUUUUUUUUUAGUUAUCUUAACAAAUUGGAGAUUGAAAUCCUUUAGCAUUAGUUAGUUAUGUUUUGGGCUCUUUUUUUUUUCUUGCAUGUGUAACCAGAGAAGUCUGCUGUGUAUAUUUGAAAGGUGCAUUACUUAAAAAUGCAGAAACUCGGCUUCUCUGGUUCAGCAUUGUAUUUUCAUCUUCUCUCUGAUUUAAAGGAGCUAUUUUUCUCAGCAAAAGAACAUCUUAUAUUU
Dioscorea cayenensis subsp. rotundata (Guinea yam) is the source of this 1602-nucleotide messenger RNA. RefSeq names its product IAA-amino acid hydrolase ILR1-like 1. Gene Ontology annotation, molecular function: IAA-Ala conjugate hydrolase activity. The record is from RefSeq and is a predicted model, not a curated record. Gene Ontology annotation, biological process: auxin metabolic process. Gene Ontology annotation, cellular component: endoplasmic reticulum. NCBI's taxonomy places the organism in Eukaryota, Viridiplantae, Streptophyta, Magnoliopsida, Dioscoreales, Dioscoreaceae. The transcript has 5 exons. The coding region runs from base 44 to 1348 and encodes 434 amino acids.